This is a messenger RNA of Folsomia candida, 822 nucleotides long. Its product is annotated as cytochrome P450 4g1-like. The record is from RefSeq and is a predicted model, not a curated record. Gene Ontology annotation, molecular function: iron ion binding; heme binding; monooxygenase activity. Bases 1 to 723 code for a protein of 240 amino acids. The transcript has 5 exons. NCBI's taxonomy places the organism in Eukaryota, Metazoa, Arthropoda, Collembola, Entomobryomorpha, Isotomidae.
AUGGACGAGUGGAAAAGCUACGAAAAGAAUGCUGCACUCCCGAAGAGGAUGAAGUAUGCCAACCUGCUUUACACGAAAUGGACAAAAGAGGAACUCGUGACUUGCCAACUGUACACAAUUCUUACUGGGGCCGUCGAUUCUACCGACUCCGUCUUAUGUGUAGCGUUGAUUCAGCUAGCAAAAUUCAAAGAAGUUCAGACGAACGCGUAUUUGGAAGCGAGACGCGUGAUUGGACUAGAUUACGAUAACACGCUAAGCAUCGCGGAUAUCAAUAAGUUGAAAUAUAUCGAAAUGGUUAUCAAAGAAUCGAUGCGACGAAUCUCACCUACUCCCGUGCUCACGAGAAAGGUUGGAGAGGACCUAAAUUUGGGAAAUGGGUUCAUGAUUCCAAAAGAUACGAGCGUAUUCAUCCCUCUCCAUCUACUCCAUCACAAUCCGGAACUCUUUCCUGACCCGAAUGCCUUCAUACCGGAGCGAUUUUUACCCGAAAAUGUGGAAAAACGACAUCUUUACGCAUACCAACCGUUCGGUGGUGGACCGAGGAACUGUAUUGGAAAAAAGUAUGCCAUGAUGGAGCUGAAGUUUGUCUUGGCGAAACUACUCUACAAAUUUGAGGUGAUCUCGUCCAUGAAAAAUCUGGACGACUUAAACCUCGAGUACACUCCAUUCACCAAGAUUCGCGGCGACUUUAGGAUUGGGUUACGCCAACGUCGCGACAUUUAAAUUUUUUCUUUGCAGAAUUUGGGCGAUAAUUGUCAUUUAAUAGGAAAGGAAAAUUUCCAGCGAGACUGUGAAUGAAGUUAGAUGAAUAAAUUAUUAGUU